UUCUAAGUUAAUUUUCCUCUUCUUUCCACCGUCUACGAAAGGCUUGGAACAGUGUGGGAUGUUUUGUAACUAUUGUAUCUUCUACAUGUCAUUUAUCUGCGUUCAAUACUUAGGCAGUUCGCUGGCGUUGGACGAGACUUGUUAUUGUAUCAUUGUAGAACGUACAAAUAUCCACGUAGAGAAAGACACGAUCAACAGCAUAUGUAACGUAAAAAAAAGAUCUUUUAUUUCAUAUUCCUCUCGAUUCCAAUUCCAAUCCAUCACUUGUUUCCCAUUUUCAUGGAUGCCACCCCCUUUCAUUUACUUUCCUUUUGCCCGGUUGUCAUUUCCCAUACAUACACAGUCUCCCUUUCUCUCCUGCGUUUCCUUCUCAACUACCGUCCAGCCUGCUUCGUAUUCGAAGCUAGGUAGGUACCUGCUUAACAUGAUUCUCAUCUUGGGAAUAGACACAAAGGAAAAAACAAAACAAAGAUGACCAGGUGAGCGUGAACGAAAACAACUGCCCCGUUGUCGGGGACGCUGUGAUGGGGAUUAAGACACGCAUGUACACACACGAGGAGUUUGUUUCAUCAUCAUCGUCUUUC
This is a messenger RNA of Aaosphaeria arxii CBS 175.79, 584 nucleotides long. RefSeq lists its product as uncharacterized. Lineage: Eukaryota; Fungi; Ascomycota; Dothideomycetes; Pleosporales. The coding region runs from base 59 to 475 and encodes 138 amino acids. The record is from RefSeq and is a predicted model, not a curated record. The transcript has a single exon.